AUGGUGAAGUCAUACCUAAAGUUCGAGCACUCGAAAACUUUCGGGCUCGUUGCCUCCGCUACGUCGAAUGCGAUCUGGGCCCGCGAUGAUGUUUUCGCUGGCGCAGCCCGCCAGACCGGCUCCGGACGAGCCAUUGUAGGCGCCGGUGAGGAAGUUCUUUGUUGGGAUAUAAAGAAGGGUGAAUUGCUUGGGAAAUGGAAAGAUUCCUCGUGCAAAGCGCAAGUGUCUGUGGUUACCCAAAGCAAAACAGAUGAGGAUAUUUUCGCAGUCGGUUAUGAAGAUGGUAGUAUCCGCCUCUGGGAUUCAAGGACCGCAACAGUUAUGAUCUCGUUCAAUGGCCACAAAUCUGCCAUUACCCAACUCGCCUUCGAUAGCGCCGGUGUCCGCCUGGCAAGUGGUUCAAAGGAUACGGAUAUUAUUCUUUGGGAUCUUAUUGGAGAAGUUGGACUGUUCAAGCUACGCGGGCAUACUGAUCAGGUCACUUCGCUUCAUUUCCUCGUUCCAUCGUUGGAACUGCUCAAUGCCGCUGGACUGAGUGAGCACAAAGGGUUCCUGUUGACAACUGGCAAGGAUUCUCUGAUCAAAGUUUGGGACUUGUCCUCGCAACAUUGCAUUGAAACACACGUGGCACAAUCCAACGGCGAGUGCUGGAGUCUUGGCCUCUCUCCUGACCAGAGCGGGUGUAUCUCCGCGGGAAAUGACGGCGAGCUCAAGGUCUGGUCGAUUGAUGAAAGCGCUCUGAUUGAGAUCUCGAAGGAGAAAGUCGGAUCGGAGGAUCGGCGGAUUCUGACGGAAAGGGGCACAUUUUAUCGCAAUGGAAAGGAUCGCACCAUUGGCGUCAGCUUUCAUCCCCGGGCGGAUUAUAUCGGAAUUCACGGCUCAGAAAAGGCAGUCGAGAUCUGGCGCAUCCGCUCAGAGACAGAGGUUCAAAAGGCUUUGGCAAGGAAGCGCAAGAGGAGAAAGGAGAAGGAAGCCCAGCGUACAGCUGACAAGGAGGGCGCCGUGGUGGAGGCUGAGAAUGAUAAGUCCGAGGACAUUUCCUCAGCGCCUGUCACAGAGGUUUUCGUCUCCCAUACGAUCGUUCGUACCGGUGGCAAGAUGCGGUCUUUCGACUGGAUAAGAACGAAGUCGAGCCGCAGUAUUCAGCUGGUCGCUGCAACCACUAAUAACCAGUUGGAAGCCUACACGGUCAACAUGAGCCGGAAGAACGCCGAAGAUGAAGAGGAUUACAGUCGUAACCUGGCAGUUGAUAUCCCGGGUCACCGCACUGAUAUCCGGUCUCUUGCCUUGAGUUCGGACGACCGGAUGUUAGCGUCUGCCUCUAAUGGCAGCCUUAAGAUUUGGAACGUACGUACACAGAGCUGCUUACGUACCCUGGAAUGUGGUUACGCUCUGUGCUCGGCUUUCCUUCCUGGAGACAAGAUUGUGGUGGUGGGUAACAAAGAUGGCCAGCUUGAGGUUUUUGACAUUGCGUCGUCAACCCUCCUGGAUACAAUCAACGCGCACGAUGGACCAGUAUGGACACUCCAUGUUCACCCUGAUGGCAAGUCUGUGGUCAGUGGCAGUGCCGACAAAUCUGCGAAGUUCUGGAACUUCCAAGUCGUCCAAGAAGAAAUCCCGGGUACAAAGAGAACGACCCCCAGGCUGAAGUUGGUCCAUACAAGGACUCUGAAAGUUUCCGAUGAUAUUCUGAGCCUUCGUUUCUCCCCUGAUGCUCGGUUAUUGGCAGUUGCUCUCUUGGACAAUACGGUCAAGGUUUUCUUUACGGACUCCUUGAAACUCUUCCUCAACCUCUAUGGCCACAAACUUCCUGUUCUGAACAUGGACAUUUCAUAUGACAGCAAGAUGAUUGUUACAUGCUCUGCCGAUAAAACGGUUCGUCUUUGGGGCUUGGACUUCGGUGAUUGUCACAAGGCCUUUUUGGCCCACGAUGACAGUAUCAUGGGCGUUGCCUUCGUGCCGAACAAUAAGGAAGGAAACGGGCAUAACUUUUUCAGUGCAAGCAAGGAUCGUGUGAUUAAGUAUUGGGAUGGUGAUAAGUUUGAACAAAUUCAGAAGUUGACGGGUCAUCAUGGCGAGGUCUGGGCUUUGGCUAUCAGUCACACUGGGGAGUUCAUCGUCAGCGCCAGUCACGACAAGAGUAUCCGCAUCUGGGAACAGACCGAUGAGCCACUUUUCCUCGAAGAAGAGCGGGAGAAGGAACUCGAAGAGAUGUACGAAAAUAACGCAUUGGAUCAGGAAGAUGAGGAAGGUGACGAAAAGGCCGAAGCCGUUGACGCUGGUAAGCAGACUAGCGAGACACUCAUGGCGGGAGAACGGAUCAUGGAAGCCCUGGAUCUGGGAAUGGAGGAUCUGGAAGUCAUGCGCCAGUGGCGCUCUCUGAAAGCGACCCAGCCCAAUGCUGCACCCCCAACUCGCAAUCCAUUGUACAUGGCACUGGGCAACAUUUCCGCUGAGCAAUAUCUGCUCAAUGUCGUCCAGAAGAUCCCUGCUGCAGCCCUUCAAGAUGCACUGCUUGUCUUGCCCUUCUCUAAGGUCCCUGCGCUCUUCACCUUCCUGGACAUCUGGGCCAACCGCGAGUGGAACAUCUCUCUCACAUGUCGCGUCCUAUUCUUCAUGCUCAAAACGCAUCAUCGCCAACUCAUCUCUAGUAGGACGAUGCGUCCAAUGCUGGAUAGCAUUCGGUCCACCCUCCGUCGGGUUCUGGAACGCCAGAAGGAUGAAAUGGGAUUCAAUCUCUCCGCUCUGCAGUUCAUCAGCAGUCAAGUGAAAGAACAGAGCACCAAGGACUAUGUUGAUGAGGAACAGUGGGAAGAACAGCAGAAGACAACCGCAACGGGCAAGAAGCGACAAUUUGUCAGUAUCGCUUAA
This is a messenger RNA of Aspergillus alliaceus, 2871 nucleotides long. RefSeq names its product snoRNA-binding rRNA-processing protein DIP2. The coding region runs from base 1 to 2871 and encodes 956 amino acids. Gene Ontology annotation, cellular component: Pwp2p-containing subcomplex of 90S preribosome; small-subunit processome. The record is from RefSeq and is a predicted model, not a curated record. Lineage: Eukaryota; Fungi; Ascomycota; Eurotiomycetes; Eurotiales; Aspergillaceae. Gene Ontology annotation, molecular function: protein binding; snoRNA binding. The transcript is spliced from 3 exons. Gene Ontology annotation, biological process: maturation of SSU-rRNA.